UUACACGGUAGAAAAAGCCACACAGUUUCUGCGAUCAUAUGGUUUCCCAGCGGUUAUGACGCAACGGAACGGAACAAUAUACCAAUUUGCGGUCACAAUCAAUCUCGAUUUGCGAAGUAAACGAACCCGAGAUGAAAUUAAUAUGCAAUAGAAUCCCUAUCAAAUGAGCUGCACCACGCACGGCGCACGCGCCAGUCGAUCUCGCACGAGCGGCCCGAGCGCAUGUGCCGCCGCCGUUCCGAACUAGAAAUUUAAAAAUCGUAACCGUCAAUCGUACUACCGGCCAGUGACAACCCAAAACUAGUGAUGUGAUUAGUGUUUUUUUUUUUAAAUGAAAGUGAUCGAUUAUUAAUCGAGUUAUAGGAAUGCGUAGAAAUCGUUUCGCACGAACGAACGGCUGGAAGACCAUCAUGGAGUAACCGCUGAAAACAAAUGAACUAAACAAAAAGCCAAAAUGAACCGCGACUAUUACAAAGUGUCGUUCACGAGCAACCGCAUGCCGACUAUCUCUGACGACGUCCUCGACAACGUCGUCGACACAGAGUUCAACGCGAACCAGUUCAAGUUGUUCGACGACUUCACGACGGACCUGAGGAUCAACUUCAACUCCAGCAGCUUCCGUAGGAGAGGCGAUCCUAAUGACUCGGGCGUCGAUAUGGAGAACGGGAAUCCUAUGGAUGACGCCAAUGAAACUGAUUUGUUGGAGAACGAAGUGAUGGUAGAUCCCUGGAGCAGCAUGGACUCUUCAAAUUCGCCGUUAACUGACUCCGUACCAUCCGCCAGCGAUGACUGCACCCCGUCCACUUCCAGUGAACCCCCGCGCGGCUCCCAGGAUCCUUCCCCCCUGUCCCCCGAAGCGCGCCGCCCCAUCGACUCAAAACACCCUAAACCCCCACAGACGCUACCCCCCAAAACGGACAAAGCGCGCUCCCGGGACCUCACACUAGCCCUGGAUCCCGACCCGCUCCCGCGCCGGCACUUCCUCGACGACGAUUACCAGAACCCCUCCAAAUCAAACAUAGAAUGUCGCAUCCCCAAACCACAUUUCCUCGACCACUCGCCAUCACCCGAUGAAUUUGACGAGCGCAGCGACAUCACCAACCCCAACUUCCUCGACGACGAAGCCGAGGACGACCAAGCGCAAAAGAAAGCCGGCGCCCUCCCCAAGAAAACUACAAAGACUUCCUCAUAUUUACCUCAAGAAGAACGACCGCAUAGGACUAGUUACCGGAGUACGCUACAUUACGGCUUAGAAAAUGCGGCGAGAUCUAGUGAAAGAGACAAAAGAGCUUCGCAACUGUACAGAGGGACGUGGCCCGGCGAACGGGACAUUUGGACCGGCCACGACUCCGCCAGCGUCCGGAGCUUCUCCAGCAACGGCUCGUCCGACGGACACCGGCCCUCCUCCAAUUUAGACAACAAAAUGGACUGCGUCAUCUCUCUCAUCUCCCUUCUUAGUUUAUCACCAGAGAACAACGCCGACCUGAGCGGACCUCUACUAGAAAUGAGCAGAUCAGUAGAAAGCUGUAUCGCAAUGAGACAAGCUGGCUGCAUACCCUUAUUAGUCCAACUGAUCCACUCCAAAGUACCCAGAGAGACGCGGGACCGCGCCGCUAAAGCCCUGCGAAAUAUCAUCCACACUCAAACCGACGAUAAAGCCGGCAGACGAGAAGCGAGAGUCUGGAGACUACUCGAACAAGUGAGAGAAUACUGCUACAUCUUAGAAGAUGUCGUAGAAAACCGGAAAGAAGGGAAGGAAGUUAUCGAAGACGAUGGUAGUAAACAUCCUAGUCAAAGCGUGGCUGCGUUGAUGAAGCUGUCCUUUGACGAGGAGCAUAGGCACGUGGUGUGCCAACUGGGUGGUCUGCAAGCUCUUGCGGCGUUAGUGAGUGGAGACCAAGCGGCGCACGGAAGCAGAACUGACGACAAUACGUGCUUGACGAUGAGAAAGUACGCCGGCAUGACGCUGACGAACCUGACGUUUGGCGACGGCAACAACAAGUCGUUGUUAUGCUCGUUUAAAGACUUCAUGCUGGCGUUGGUGGAGCAACUGGAGUCACCCAAUGAUGACAUGAGACAGGUAACCGCUGCCGUACUACGUAACUUAUCAUGGAGAGCGGAUACCAGCAGCAAGCAGGUCCUGCGAGAAGUCGGAGCCGUGAAGGGCCUCACCAAAGCGGCCAUGACGUGCCAAAAGGAGGCCACCCUCAAAUCCGUACUCUCUGCCCUUUGGAACCUCACAGCCCACUGCUCCAUGAACAAGGUCGCCCUUUGCUCCGUCGACGGGGCUUUAGGGUUCCUCGUCGAUAUGCUCAGCUACGACUCCCCCACCAAAACCCUUGCCAUCGUCGAGAACGCCGGCGGCAUCAUGCGGAACGUCUCCAGCCACAUCGCCGUCCGCGAAGAUUACAGGCAAAUUCUCCGCGAGAGAAAUUGCUUGAGUGUCUUACUGCAGCACUUGAAGUCCCCCAGUCUCACAGUCGUGAGCAACUCCUGUGGAACGUUGUGGAACCUCUCUGCGCGCUGCCCGCAGGACCAGCAGUUCCUAUGGGACCACGGAGCCGUGCCCAUGCUCCGCAGCCUCAUCCAUUCCAAACAUAAGAUGAUAGCCAUGGGCUCUGGUGCGGCCCUUAAGAACCUCCUCAACUCUAAACCGGGAAAGACACACAUCAUCUCGCUAGACAGCACUGCGAGAACCAUGAACCUGCCUGCUCUGCCUACACUUGGAGCUAGGAAACAGAAAGCUCUCGAACAGGAGUUAGACCAGAACUUAGCCGAAACGUGUGACAACAUCGAGCCAGCGACCUCGCCUACCACAAGCAACAGGGACGAGAAGAAUCUCUUCACGGCCACCGAGCGGCAGAUCGCCAUGAACCUCAACAGAAUGUCCUCGAGCUCGCCUUUAAUGGGAGCUCUGACCUCACAAAUUUCACUCAGCCACAGCGCGCAUCUCGCCAGUUACCUGAGCUGCAGUAACACAUUAUUAAAAGGUGCUUUAGUCACUCGAUCUACCACGGGAAGCACUAACAACGUCAACCGUUCCGACAGCAAGGAUUCGGUCACGAGCGCUCAUUCCGACACAGUAUUCGAAAGAGUCAUGCGCACUGGAAAAGUCCCCGUACCAACACCGAGAAACAAAGACUUGAUGAAGAGUGAAUCAGGAGGCGAAGCGUUUAAAAUGGCCUCCAAACCUUUAGCCAAGGACGGUUUCCUGCGAUACCCAACGCAACCUCCGAUACCACCACCGAGAACGACCGACAUGAGAACUAAUUACACAGAGUCUGGCUACGACGUCGACCAAGACUCUUGCGACCAGCCUAUAGAUUUCAGCAGGAAAUAUUCGGAAACCAAAACCAACGAGCCGGAACCGUCUUUAGCUGAAGGCAAACCCAAAUCAACCAAAAAAUACAAGAAAGACAGUUCGAGCACCUUCGGAGAUUACCAAGAGACCGAUUUAGACCAGCCAACGGAUUACUCCCUCCGCUACGCUGAGCACCAAUCAGAAAACGGCUCAGAUAUCUCCGAGCCGGCCGCCCACGAGGACACUAUCAAACACUUCGCCACUGAGGGCACUCCGUACGAAACCCCCAUCAUUUUCUCCACCGCGACCUCCAUGUCUGACCUUAGAGUCAUAGGCAAAGACGGGAAACCAAAAUCAACACCAAGCGUGAAAGAAAACCCUGAAGUCAUGACGCAUUCGGACGAAAAGGAUACUUGCUCCAUAGAAGAUCCUCCAAGACACGAUAACGACAGAGCGAUAGUUACUCCCCAAAACCCUGAGCCGAUUCCUGAAAAGCGAAGUGUUUUUGACACGAAGUUCAGUUCAGGGAUGAUAAGUCCAGAGAAACCAGUGAAUUAUUGUGAUGAGGGUACUCCUGGGUACUUUUCUCGAGUUAGUUCAUUGAGCAGUUUAGGUGAGCCUACAGAAGAAGAUAGUUUGGCGAAGAAGAAUGCGAUGGCUACUAUCAAUGUAGAGCUGAGCAUUCAGGACCAAAGCGCCAGCUCUUCGAAGGAUAAAGAAGGUUCAAAAGCGGUGACAUUCGCAACGGACCCAGUAGCAGUGAGCUCGCAACCAUCCACGCCAGGCCGCUUCGUAGAAGACACCCCGCUUAUGUUCUCUCGCUCGUCCUCUCUGGGCUCGCUGCCUGAGGCCGACGAGCAGCAAGACCAGGGUUCGGUGCUGUCUGAAGUCAGCCGGUUAACGUCGGGCUGUAUCUCUCCGAGCGAGAUUCCGGACUCGCCCGGCGCGCCCGCCUCGCCGCGCUGCGUGGACCCCGUCACACCCCCGCCAGUAUGCGAACCGGAGCUGGACACCCGCGAUUGUCGCGAAGUGUCCGUGUUCGAGGAGCGCACUUCGCAGUUCAUGGUGGAAAACACUCCGGCGCAGUGCUCACCGCCGAACCUGAGCAGUUUGAGCAGCCUCACCAUCGAGGAGGAGGUCAAGCCAUCACAACUAAGCUUGAAGCUAUCCAACGGAGACGAUGGUUCCAAGAAUGACGGCAAUGAACGCUCACCAGCACCCCGAGCACUCCCUACUAGGACGAUCAGUGAACCACUACGAGGAACCCAAACCCCUGGAGACACGUGCCAGGUGUACUUCACAGAGGACACACCGGCCAUCCUGUCCAAGGCGGGCAGCAACUCCAACCUGUCCGUGCUGUCCAUCGACUCGGCGCCGCCGCGGAACGCUCCCGACACCUCCGACAGCAGCAACCUGAGCGACGCGGACCUGCUGGAGGACUGCAUACAGAAGGGGAUCGCUAACGUAUGUACCACGCCUGCCCAGUGUCCUACACAGAGGACACACCGGCCAUCCUGUCCAAGGCGGGCAGCAACUCCAACCUGUCCGUGCUGUCCAUCGACUCGGCGCCGCCGCGGAACGCUCCCGACACCUCCGACAGCAGACACACCGGCCAUCCUGUCCAAGGCGGGCAGCAACUCCAACCUGUCCGUGCUGUCCAUCGACUCUGCGCCGCCGCGGAACGCUCCCGACACCUCCGACAGCAGCAACCUGAGCGACGCGGACCUGCUGGAGGACUGCAUACAGAAGGGGAUCGCUAACGCGGGCAGCAACUCCAACCUGUUCGUGCUGUCCAUCGACUCUGCGCCGCCGCGGAACGCUCCCGACACCUCCGACAGCAGCAACCUGAGCGACGCGGACCUGCUGGAGGACUGCAUACAGAAGGGGAUCGCUAACGCGGGCAGCAACUCCAACCUGUCCGUGCUGUCCAUCGACUCUGCGCCGCCGCGGAACGCUCCCGACACCUCCGACAGCAGCAACCUGAGCGACGCGGACCUCCACGCCUGCCCAGUGUCCUACACAGAGGACACACCGGCCAUCCUGUCCAAGGCGGGCAGCAACUCCAACCUGUCCGUGCUGUCCAUCGACUCGGCGCCGCCGCGGAACGCUCCCGACACCUCCGACAGCAGCAACCUGAGCGACGCGGACCUGCUGGAGGACUGCAUACAGAAGGGGAUCGCUAACGUUGUGAAAAACAAGCCGUCUUCAGUUAACUACUCAGACCGGGAUAACGUUUAUAGAUCACUGCCUCCGUAUCUUCGCACGUCUACCGAAACCGUGAAGAUGUCGCACGAACAUGAAAGGAACGUACGAGUGAGCCCUAGUCCGUCGACGUCCCCGCCGGCGCCGCCGCCGCCGCUGCCGCCCAAGGACUCGCGCACCGCCGCGCCGCCGCGCCCGCCGCGCGCCGCUCCCCCCGCGCACACAGAACGCCGACGCGAAAGCCGCCUACCAAUAAAAACAGCGCGCAACCUCGAGAAGCAGCUCCCUACCCACGACUCCUCCAGUUCCCUCAGCCUGGACUCGUUCGGCUCCACCGACCGCGAGAUCUUCGAGGAGACCGUCCAGGCCGGCCUCACCCACGCCACGCACUUCCACAAGGCACACUCCGUCGAAAGACCUGCGGACAACGUAAGACACACUAGACACCAUAAAUCCCUCGACAGGAGCGACAAAAUCUCGCAGCAUCGACCUAAAGUCAAAGACGAGGAGUUCGAGAGAAACCUCGCUUCGGGCGUGUAUAACAUCAAAAGUAGCUCCCGUGUUCGGAGGUUAGACCAAGAGUUCGCUUUAACGAGAUCCCCUUAUUCAUACCAUGGAGAAUCCUCCUCUAUGGCCCAUAGGUUUAGAGGUCACCACUGUAGGUACUACGACGACGGUCCGCCGAGCUUACCCGCAAGGAUCGACGAGCCACGAAGACAACUGGAAAGAAGCAAUUCACUGAGUUCCCUCAGCAACGAUUCAUUCGGGUCUACAGAUAAGGAAGUGUUCGAGCGCUGCGUACGUAUGGGCAUGUCGAAGGCCCAGCCUAAGAGGAGCGAAAAACUCCGCGUGCGAAGCGACGACAGGUCCGAGCGACGCGACGGAGGGAGACGACGCAAGGACAACAAAAGCCAAGGGGCGUUGGACAGAAUGGUCGGGGAGGAGUCUCGGGACCGCGCGCUGCUGGAGGAGGUGAUCGCGCGCGGCGCGGGGGAGGGCCGACACUCAAAAAACGUCCCCGCGCCGCCGGCGGCCGGCCCCGCCGCCCCGCCGCACCCCGCCGGCGGCGCCGACACCACACCGACACACAAGCCUGGCUGUGAUGAUGUACUCGUCACCUCCUUCCCCUCUCUCGCGGUCUCGCUCGAUACUUCUCGGGAACCUCCCGCCUCGACCCUCACGAGCGACAGCCUCAAUCGCUCCAACGAGUGCCUCGCGCCGCAGUCUGCGAAUACGACUUUAGACUCUGAAGUCCGCGACGAACUUAACCGGUCCAACGAGUCCUAUGCGGACGUCCUCGACGGAUCUUGGAGCGACGAGCCGAGGAACUACGAGGCGGCCACGUUGACGAGGAAGAAGCUCGAGUACACCGAUAUUAAAUUUUCGGAGAAGGCCUUCGAGGAGUCUAAACAUGACACGUGGAACGACAACACGUGUCCCGAUGACGUGACGUUCCCGACUAUAAGCGGCUCCGUUCACAUGGUAUCAUCUAUCAGAAGUGAAAUCGCGGAUGCGGUAUUAGCUUUACCGGAUUUACUAGAAAAAAGUGAACCGGUGAUGUCCACCCGACCCGAUCUCACCAACAAGUUGGAUGAGGACACGGUCGCUUCGGAACUCCACAUCACUGAAGACAAUCAACUCAGCGAUGUCAUGCUCGACAACAUUCCCGAACCCAGCUAUACUUCCCUAGUUGAUGACGGGGAACAGAAAUUUGACUCCUUAAUGGCGUCCGCUAUAGAGAAAGAAGCGGCCAGGUUAGCAGCGCAAUUAAAGAGCUCUACAUACGGCAUGGAAAACAGUGUGACAUCACUAACUUCUUUAGACCUAGAUAAUGUAAAACCGCCGUCACAUUUAGGCAGUCUUCUCUCCUUAAGCGCUUCAGGCCAAUGGGACGAUACGUCGAAGAAAUCCCAAAAAUCCCGCAAGAAAUCCCUCCCAGUCGCCAUGAUGGUUAAGAGAGCGCUCAGCAACUCCAUGCACCAAGGAUCCUCUGAGCACUUGGACAGCAAUCCUGUCAGUUUUCUCGACAAUGUCAAACCACCUUCGGAAAUGGAGAAUUUGGACAUGGAAAGUAGCAUGGUUUCUGUGAGCAGCAUAGUGUCUGAGGUGGCAGAUAGAGAAAAAACUCCCGUAGUAUUUGACUUCAAACAGCCUAUUCAGGAUUUCCCUCUCUGCCACAACUUUAACCUCCUAGACUUGGACAAAGUCAAUCCUCCAUCGCUAUUUGAUGAAAUGGCAGAGUCCACAGUAGAAAUAGAGCCUACUACAGCGCAUCAGCUGCAUGAUGAAAUUUCUAGUACCUUAAAUGUAGUCACGGAUAUCCCGUCCGGCUCUGAAAAUUGCACGCCUCUCCCAUCAGACAUGAGCAGCGUAGAAUCUACUCCAAAGAAAACGAGAGAUACCAAAUAUUUGACCCCUAAAGAGAAACGAAAUGUCGCUAAAGAUAGAUAUCAAACUUAUACUAUAAUAGACCCACCAUCUGAGUCAGAUGUUCUGACAGUGACGUCUGAAGAAUUUAUGACGUGGACCAAAUCAGAAAGCGAUAGAUCAGACGACUACGUCACAGCUAAUUCAGAAACGAAAUCAAAGAGGAAGAUGAGUGCUAAACAACGACGGUUAGAGGACAGAGCUAGGUAUCAAACGCAGACCGUCAACAUACAGAGCAUCAUACAGGAGACAAAGGCAGUCGAUCCGCAAAUCGAGAGCUUAAAGCAGCGACUAGCCGCCAAGAAGACCAUGAAACAGAAACGCAUGGAGGACGCGGAGAGAUUCAGAACUAGGACUCUCAGCGAGGAUAUCCCUCCAUCCCCAACGUUCGUCACCAAAGACGCCAGCUUCGAAAACGUGGAAACUACUACAGGCUACGACAGUCUAUCUUCAAACGAGCUGAACCACCAGCAAAUCAUAGACGACAGACAGGACGAUGUCUUCAGAGAAACUGAUAGCGGACACAACGAAGACGACUUCGAACUGAACUCUACUCAAAUGCAAACAUACACUAAGAGCUUCAGAAACUAUCUCCCCGUCAUAGAGAGUCCGGCCGCGGUGGACAUCUGCGUCGUCAACAACUUGAAGAACAUAGAAAUGACCGCGUCCUAUCGAAGGACGCUGCAAAGUGAUAAAGUCCAAAACCCGAGCAGCAGUGACUUUGCAAGCUACGAGGGCGACACACAUUCCGACAACGAUUCUGAGGAAGAAGCCGCUCCAAGACCUAAACCGAAGAUCACCAAACCGGAGAGACGAGAUGAAAGUCUAGAUUCGAACGACUCACACGAGAAGGAGGAGCCCAAAGCGGUCAGGGGCAGGAAGAAAGCGGCGUACGUCUCCCCUUACAGACGAAGCGUACCCCCCGCUAAGAAGCCCGCCACCGCACCAGCCAAGGCCCCAGUGAAGGCCAUAGUACCUCCCAAACCUAGUGCCAAAGCUCCGAGCAAAACUCCAACGACUUCCAAACCACCUAGCGCCAAUACGUCACCGAAAAAGACUCUUAACAAAUCGCCAUCCAAGAUAGCUCAAAAAGCCGUCGCCAUUCCGCUAGUAGCCGGCAAACCUUUGCCGCUAGAACGACAAGGCACCUUCACUAAAGAAGAAAGCUCAGUCCCCGCUAAAAGUUUACCAGUUCCCGUAGCAGAGAAGAAACCUAUCGUAUCUAGAUACGCGAAAACCACCCCUAAACCCGCCGUUAACAACACGUCUCCAUCUCGAUUGCCACAACUUAACCGCUACUCGAAACCUCCCCUAAAGAAAGGCGGCAGCAGCGAGAAACCUGCACCUAAACCCAAAUCCGCCAUGAGGAACUCCGCCUCCAACCACAGCCUACAGAGCAACGACAGCGCCAAAACUGUCACCCUAGCCUCCAGGGGCUCCAGACAAGGCAGCACUUCCAGCGUCAACAGCGUACAGUCUUCCAAAAUCAACUCUAAAGACGUAGAAAGCAAAAUAGCCAGUCUGUGGAAAAAGGUCGAGCAGACUAAGAAAGUAAUCGCCAAGCCCGACAAGCGGGUUUGGAUCGAGAGCGACAAAACGGAACAGCCGAAGCUAAUCCGAAGUUCCACGUUCGAGGGCCAGCCCAAGCAAGCGCAAGUCUCCACUGCUCCUAAACAGAAAACUGCAAUAGGUAUCAAAGUGUCGCAAAUUCCCAGUUUGCGGCCGAAGUCUACGCCGUCGAAGAUCACCGCGCCUGCCGUGAAGAAACCGGUGACUACACGGGUGUUUACGAGGAAGCCGGCCAACGGACAGGUCACGUAAUGUGUCAAGUAUUAAAAAACUCAGUGAAUUAUGUUUAUGACUCGUAGAAUCAAGUGCGGAUCGAAGAUGUAUGGAAAAUUUAUCGAUGAGAGGUGUCAUAGUUGUUUUAACGAAUUUUUAGGCCGUAAAUUGGUGUUUUAAAUAAAGACACGUUCGAUAGGCCAGUCAGUGUAAGCCAGAACAGUUGUAACUCAAUAUUUCAAUGAUAAAGUUGGCAAUCGGUCACGGCCGCUUCCAAAAUUAAUGCUGUGUAAAACUUGAGUGGAAUGGAUGCGAAAUUGGAUAUUUAAGGAAUGUUUGCAUAUUUAUUCAAAUUAUCGUUUAGGAUAAUGAUUAAUGACAAUUAUGCUUGUUUGAGCAAGAUAAAUCGAUCAAUGUUUCUGGACACAGACGUCACAAAUCGAAUGGACUUUUGGUUGAUUAAUAAAGUGAUGAUAUAAGUAAUAAAAAUGUGUUUCUUUAGGUCGGGCAUGUUUGUUCAAGCUGAGACUAAUGUAUUUUACAACUAUUAUGCUAAGAAAAGCUUAGUCCCUUGACCAUGCAAUUAAAAAAAAAGAUAUAUGUAUAACCCUUUUUAUCUUUAUAGAAUGUUAAUUUGAUUGCAAGUUUAAAAACCUCAGUUGUCAUUAUAUAGUUUAUUUUCAUCUAUGUAUAUUUGUUGCAUUUAUUUACUUUGGGAUAUUGACAAUCCCUUUCUGACUGCAGUUUUAGUUUAAGAUAUCCUUUUGAAAAGUUAGCGGAUGACAA
Cydia fagiglandana is the source of this 10498-nucleotide messenger RNA. RefSeq names its product adenomatous polyposis coli protein-like. Gene Ontology annotation, cellular component: cytoplasmic microtubule; beta-catenin destruction complex; catenin complex. The record is from RefSeq and is a predicted model, not a curated record. Gene Ontology annotation, biological process: cell migration; regulation of cell differentiation; negative regulation of microtubule depolymerization. NCBI's taxonomy places the organism in Eukaryota, Metazoa, Arthropoda, Insecta, Lepidoptera, Tortricidae. Bases 455 to 9751 code for a protein of 3098 amino acids. Gene Ontology annotation, molecular function: gamma-catenin binding; beta-catenin binding; microtubule binding. The transcript has 17 exons.